AUGGCAUCAUCCCAUGUUACCCAGCGCGCCUCGACAUCGGCUUCCGAUAUUCCCCUCGCCGACCUCGAGAAGGGAUCGCACACGGCUUCUAGUCCAGACAAUUCCCGCUGGAAUGGUUUCUCUCAAUUCCAUCCCUCCAACAUACUAGCGAACCCCGACAAUGGGCUGGCCCCAAAAGGACCGCGGGAUGAUUGGAUCGCCCAAGCGGAAGAUGCCUUUCACUCCUUGACGAUUGCCUUGACCCCAAGCUUCCUACAGCGUUAUGUCGGUGCCAACCCCCCACAGCCGGCCAAACUGCACGCCAUCGCCGCGCUGGACGGGCUCCGUGGUUGGGCCUGUUUGCUCGUCUUCAAUUUCCACUUCCUCUUCACAUAUACCUGGAAAGUCGCGGUCGGAUGGGGUUUCGCCAAUGAGAACUUUGGCAUUCAUCAAUUGCCCAUUGUUCACAUGUUAAUCUCGGGCCAUAUCAUGGUAGCCAUCUUUUUCGUCAUCUCUGGCUACGUUCUCUCCUACAAACCUCUCAAGACCAUCCGCUCCCGCUCCUUCGAACAAACUUUUACUGUUUUGGCCUCGUCGACUUUCCGCCGAGCCUUACGACUCUAUAUUCCUUCAAUUAUCGGGCUGGCUUGUGUCUUUGUGGCGGUCCGCUUGGGGCUGUACAACUACUCCUGGGGCGUCAUCAAGGAAGGCCAUACCAUUCUCGGCACCAAUGAGCAACAUCCUCCAGUGUACAAAUCUCUCUACAAGCAGUCCUGGGACUUUUACUACACCGUUGCACACCUCAUGAAUCCAUUCGACUGGGGUCUUUAUUACAACAACUACAACCCACAUCUGUGGACCAUUCCUGUGGAAUUGCGGAGCUCGAUGGUGCUCUUCCUGGUAGCUCUUGGCACUUCCCGUCUCGCCGCACAGUUGCGCAUGCCGAUCGUUGCGACCUUGAUUUGGUUCUGUAUGCGCUACGGUCGCUGGGAUGUAGUCCUCUUUUUAAUUGGUAUGUUGAUGGCCGAGAUUGAUCAGAUCAACGGAACAUGGGAGAAGGCUCCCAACGCGGUCGACGAGAAACCCAACAUUCGUCUCAUUCGUGGAGGCAAGGUGCUAGCCAGCAUAUCUCGCCGCCGCUUCUGGAUAUUUGUGUUUGUUGUUGGCCUGUAUUUUGGAUCAACGCCCAACAUCGGAUACAAGUGGACGCCGUUCUACCGAUGGAUGUGGGACGCUACACCAUGGACUUAUCCCGAACCUCAUCGCUUCCCCAGACCAUCGGCGCCGCGCUGA
Messenger RNA from Penicillium cosmopolitanum, 1272 nucleotides. Its product is annotated as acyltransferase family protein. Gene Ontology annotation, biological process: polysaccharide biosynthetic process. Bases 1 to 1272 code for a protein of 423 amino acids. The record is from RefSeq and is a predicted model, not a curated record. Gene Ontology annotation, cellular component: membrane. The transcript has a single exon. Gene Ontology annotation, molecular function: acyltransferase activity, transferring groups other than amino-acyl groups. NCBI's taxonomy places the organism in Eukaryota, Fungi, Ascomycota, Eurotiomycetes, Eurotiales, Aspergillaceae.